This is a messenger RNA of Phragmites australis (common reed), 694 nucleotides long. Its product is annotated as phylloplanin-like. The transcript has 2 exons. Bases 66 to 497 code for a protein of 143 amino acids. NCBI's taxonomy places the organism in Eukaryota, Viridiplantae, Streptophyta, Magnoliopsida, Poales, Poaceae. The record is from RefSeq and is a predicted model, not a curated record.
AGGCAAGCGCGAUCGAGCUCUCGAACUAAAAUAAUCACGCUGCAUUUCACAGCUCCGACCCAGCAAUGGCACCUAGAGCCUCCGUUCUUCUUCUCGCCGUCGCCGUGGCCGCCGCGGCGUGCGCGGCCGCCUCCGCGCAGAUCAGGCUUGGAAAGGUCGUCGUCACCGGAGUCGUGCCGUGCAACACCGGCACGCUGAUCGACGUCGCGGCGUCUCCGGCAUUUCCAGACGCGAACGUGGAGCUGCGGUGCGGCGGAAGCGUGGUGGCGGGCGCGACGACGAGCCGCAACGGGUCGUUCGCGAUCGAGGCGGACAUGACCAGCUCGCUGGGGGCGCUCGUCGGCGCCUGCGAGCUGGUGGUCGACACGCCGCUGGCCAAGUGCAACGCCACGCUGCCGGCGUCGGGGGCGCUGGUCUCCUACCUGCAGAGCCCGCUCGCCGGGAUGCUAAGCGGCGUCUUCCGCCUCGUCCCAUCCGGCUUCUCCUUCCACGCAUGAACUGAUCUGAGCUCCGCAACGUGAUGCGUGCAUCUAGAACGAACCAGACCAAGUAAACAACCUUGCAUGUAUGGCGCCGGUGACAGAUCACAGUUACAAGUAUCUGAAAAUAAAUGUACACCGAUAAGUAUGUUACGAAGGGAAUAAUCUACUCAAGCACACGAUUAAAGAUCGUACAUAUGAAGACUUUACAUAUA